Messenger RNA from Rhizopus microsporus ATCC 52813, 1229 nucleotides. RefSeq names its product ribosomal protein S5 domain 2-like protein. NCBI's taxonomy places the organism in Eukaryota, Fungi, Mucoromycota, Mucoromycetes, Mucorales, Rhizopodaceae. Bases 1 to 765 code for a protein of 254 amino acids. The record is from RefSeq and is a predicted model, not a curated record. Gene Ontology annotation, cellular component: cytoplasmic exosome (RNase complex); nucleolus; nuclear exosome (RNase complex). Gene Ontology annotation, biological process: nuclear mRNA surveillance; U4 snRNA 3'-end processing; poly(A)-dependent snoRNA 3'-end processing. The transcript is spliced from 5 exons.
AUGAUUCCCAAUAUUCACUUUAUACUUCAAAAGUCGCGUUUAGAACUAUUAACGCCUGAAGGUCUUCGUAUCGACGGUCGACGAGCGAAUGAAUUACGAAAAAUAACCGCCAAAACAUCUGUCUUUAGUAAAGCUGAUGGAUCAGCCUAUAUUGAGCAAGGAAACACCAAAUGUUUAGCAGCAGUUUAUGGACCAAGAGAAGUCAGACAUAGAGGACAGGCAUUAUCCGAUCGUGCUGUGAUCAAUGUCGAAUUCAACGUGGCUCCUUUUAGUACAAGUGAACGAAAGAAGCGAUCAAAGGCUGACAAACGAUCUUUAGAAGUGGCAGCAUUCAUCCGUCAAACAUUUGAACCUGUCAUUCUUACUUCUCAGUUUCCUAAAUCUCAGAUUGACAUUUAUCUUCAAAUAUUUCAAAAUGAUGGAGGUAUGUUACAAAGUUGUAUCAACGCAGCCACGAUGGCCCUGGUGGAUGCAGGUAUACCCAUGCUGGACUACGUUUGUGCUUGCUCUGCAGGAUGUAUCGAUAAAGUACCAGUGCUUGACUUGAAUGGCUUAGAGGAAUCUUCAGAUACACCUGAGUUAACCAUUGCCAUAUUACCAAGAACUGGAAAAGUCAACUUGGUGGAGAUGGAAUCCAGACUUCAAAUAGAUAAACUUGCUGGUGUCACUGAAUUGGCAAAAGAAGGCUGUAUGCAUAUUCACAGUGUCUUGGACAAUGUGAUCAGAAAGAAUACAGAGCAUUUGAUGUCUAGAUUGACUGCAUAACAUAGCAUUGUAUAUAUAUAAGAGGAGUAGUUUUAUAUGAUUUUAAUAAAAUGAACAAAGAAAGCAUUAUGUAUUAAGGUUAAAAGUGUAUGUAUAUAAUAGCAUUAACUUCAUCACACGUGUAUGUUUUUAUAAUAAUUCAGAGGAUGGCCUUCGAAAGGGAUUAUAGGAGCCUCGUCGAUCAUCGUCAACCUCAGACAUCUCCCUUACAGUCAUCGAAGAUGGCUGUGAGUCUCUUCGGAUAUCACUCAUCGGCCUCACAAAAGAGUCUGGACGUGGACUAGGUGUAAGACCUUGAUAAAAACUGUUGGUGCUCAUGUUAUAAGGGGCCUUGGGUGGUGCAGGGGAUAGAGCGGUUGGUUUCAUCAUGGCAGGUGUAGGAGGUUGUUCAUGAAGGUAAUCGGUGCUGAUAGAUCGAGACAUACUGUAAAUCUGUGCCUCAGGUUCAAGUGUAUCUAAUUUCU